Trematomus bernacchii (emerald rockcod) is the source of this 4437-nucleotide messenger RNA. It is a transcript of the gene pxk, whose product is annotated as PX domain containing serine/threonine kinase. The coding region runs from base 201 to 1916 and encodes 571 amino acids. Gene Ontology annotation, cellular component: extrinsic component of endosome membrane; early endosome; late endosome. The transcript is spliced from 18 exons. Gene Ontology annotation, biological process: protein phosphorylation; endosome to lysosome transport; protein targeting to lysosome. Lineage: Eukaryota; Metazoa; Chordata; Actinopteri; Perciformes; Nototheniidae. The record is from RefSeq and is a predicted model, not a curated record. Gene Ontology annotation, molecular function: phosphatidylinositol binding; protein kinase activity; actin binding.
GCAGGGGUCACUGACGCUCCGUGACGUUGGUUGCGUAGCAGCGUUUCUUGGUUACGGUAAAGCUAAGCUAACAGCUAGUUUGCAUCUCUCUGGCUGUUUCCUGCUCGGCUCAGCGGGGCUCCUCCUCAGUGUCUUCCCGGCGUUUUCAGUCAGUGACACACGGACGUUUACAUCAGACUUUCACCGUUUAUCCUCCGGGAAUGUCUUACCUGGAGAAGCCGGCCCCCGGCAGGCUGCUGCUGGACGACACCGUGCCGCUGUCUGCGGUGAUCGAAGCCAGCCAGAACCUGCAGUCCCACACGGAGUACAUCGUCAGGGUCCAGAGGGGCGUGUCUGCAGAGAACAGCUGGCAGGUUAUUCGGCGCUACAGUGACUUUGAUGUUCUUAACAGCAACCUGAUGGUUUGUGGCAUCAGUCUCCCUCUGCCUCCAAAGAAGUUAAUUGGGAACAUGGACAGGGAGUUCAUAGCAGAGAGGCAGAGAGGACUGCAGGCCUUUCUGGACUCCAUUACCCAGCAUCCCAUGCUUUCCUGCUCCUUGACUGUAAAGAAGUUUCUGGACCCAAACAACUAUUCUGCCAACUACACAGAGAUCGCCCUGCAGCAGGUCUCCAUGUUCUUCAGGUCGGACCCAAAGUGGGAGGUUCUAGAGCCGCUCAAAGACAACGGAUGGAGGAUCAGGAAGAAAUACUUUUUAAUAAAAAACAAAGAGCAGCCCAAAGAGCGGUAUCUGCUGAGCUGGGUGGACCUGGGUCCUGAUAAGUUCCUGUCUGACAAAGACCUGCAGUCAGCCAUGAAGCUGCUGACCAGCCUCUUGGUCCCAUACCUCUGUCCACUGCUGUUCUCCAGCACCAGCGAGUCCUCAGCUCUGCUCAUCCGGCCGUUCAGUGAGAGAGGCUCCCUGAGAGACCACAUCUGCAAGGCGAAGCCCAGAGAGAGCUCCCUGAAGAAGUACUGCAACCCCAAGAAGAGUCAGGGUCUGGAACUGCAGCACAUCAAACUGUACGGCCGUCAGAUCCUCGAGGGUCUGAAGCUCCUCCACGAUGGCGGCCUGUUUUUCGGACACCUGCACGCGUCCAACGUAAUUGUGGAUGACGGUGUGUGUCGACUGAUGGAUGUGGAGAACGGCAUGCUGGGAGUUCCCUCAGCGCUGCGACCGGCCUUCAUCCAGCUCAGGAAGAUCAAUACCACAGAGAGCAUCGACGUCUUCUGCUUUGGACAUUUACUCUACGAGAUGACGUACGGCCGACCCCCGGACAGCAUCCCCGUCGAACAAUACCCCGAUGUCCCCUACACUGCUGUGGUGUCAGUGCUGCAGUCCAUUUUGUCCGCAGAGGCCUGUAAGAGCGGGAUGCCAACAGUGUCGGCGCUCAUGCAGACACCGCUGUUCAGUGACGUCCAGCUCCAACACUCAGAAAAACUCCAGAUCAAGGUUCCCAGCAGGCUAAAAGAGGCGCUGAAGACGGCGAAGGAGAGUCUGGAGAGGAGGCUGCAGGAGGAGCAGAGAGUGUGCCACCAACACAGAAGGCUGACCAGAGCGAAGUCUCACCACGGCUCAGAGGAGGAGAAGAAGAGGAGGAAGAUUCUGGCGAGGAAGAAGUCACGACAGUCGGCUUUUGAAAAUGAAGAAGACGUCUCUGUCAGAAACAACAAUAACUCUGGUUCUGGAGCCAGUUCACCUCCCACAUGCCCCUCCUCGCCCACCCCCCCAUCCACCACAGGAGCCCUGCCUGCUCCUCCCCCGCCUCCUCCUCCCCCUCCCCCUCCUGCACUGGACUCUCCCUCCUCUCGUCCUCCUCCUCUCUCCUCUGAUGGAGCGGGAGGAGGUCGCACCGCCUUGCUGAGCUCCAUCCAGGGCUUCAGUAAGGGAAAACUGAAGAAGUCCGAGACCGUCGACCACAGCAAACCCAUUACCUGACCCCCCUCGCCUCCAUCUCCUGUCCUCCACCAGGAGACCCCCAUCACCACGACGCCGCCGUCCCCCUGGUUCUGCACUGUGGUCCAGACCGUCGCUCACUGAGAUGUGAAAAGGAAUCACUAAAGAAAAAAAAUCAUAUUAGUUUUUAUCGCUACUCCUGCUUUUUUUCAGCUUUUACAUUUUAAAAUCUGUGGUGGGAGAGAGUAGAGGGGAAGUCUGUCCUUUCAGGAACUGAACAAUCAUCUGAAGGUUUGUCCACUUUGACUGCAUUCUCAUGAGGAGACACCGGGCUCCAGAUAAAAACGCUGGUAAACUGGGUGUAGUUGGGUAUUUGCUGCUGCUUCUUUUCUGCUUGUAAAAGUGGUGGGAUUUGAACAUUUUGGAACCACUAUGGAUGCUUCAUCCCGCUGAUCAUGACAUGAAUUUCAUGGAGUCGAAACUCUAAAUCAGUGCUCUGAUACUGUGGCGCUGCACUGCUUCUGUAUCUGGUCCAAACACAAGAAAGUUGGUCCAAACCUUUCCUCGUUUGCAGUCAUCUCAAAAUAUCCAAAUUCGAGUAGACUGUCUCACUGCAGGAAGUCCGUAUGGCUGCACAGCUAAAUGUAAUUCCUGUCUUUAAAUAUUUUUUAUUUUCCUAAAAUAAAUGGGGAAAAAAACCUUUUAGUGCAAAAUAUUCAACUUCUCUAUUUUAGAUUUUUCUAAAAAUGCAUGUUUAUAAGGGAGGUCGCUGGAUUUGAAGUGAGAACAACUGAAAAAUAUUUACAUAAAAGAUGAUUUUCAUCAGAAGCAAGUGGGAAAUGAAAGCCCAGAUGUAUUUCCACUUGUUUUAGGAGUAUGAAACGCAAGUUACAGACGGAAAUGACUUGAUACAAGGAUGUUUGCUGCAGUGUGUCUGUCUGGAAGUCGAGCUGGGAUCACACCUGGUUUUGUUUGAUCUGAAUGAGAGUGAGAGAUUUGUUUGACUUUGUUGCUUUUUGAGAUUCUUACAGUGAGAGCAUCUUUGUUAAAACCAUGACAUGGAUCCUCUGCAGUGUUUGUACUUCUAAAGAAACCCCACAUCAUUCUGUUCAGCUCUAAGAAAGAGAUCACCAUCAUACUGUAACAUCUGCCACACGUCACUAAGAGAUGUCUGGCCGAUAACGUGGCAGAGUAUGAAGGUAGUGUGUGCCACUACUAUUGCUUGUGCAGCUACAAUGUCAAACUUGCACUUUUUGGUGUGAAAGACAGAGACACAGGUCAGACAUCUGCUCUGUCCCGUGACAGAGAAACAUGGAUCCGCAGCUGUGAUUGUUUUUAGGGUCUGAAAUUAAUCUUAAAUACUUUUUCUUCACCCAGAUCACUAACAAUGUGUCAUAUUUUUAUAUUAUUUUGCUUCUUUGCAUGACAAUAAAUUCCUACUAUUUCACAUUUCUGACCCAUACUGCUGCUUGUCCAUUAACUUGACGUCACUGUUGACCUUAUCCCAAAUGAUCCAUCAUUCUGUAGAUGUCCUUCCUUCAUGUUUGAGUAAUCAAUCCAACAUCAACUUGCAGAGACUUGCUACUGAGAGAGAAUCCACCAUAGUCAAUAUUUACUGACAUUUAGUUUGACUUUAUCACUUCAUAGUCAUGUGGUGUUUUAAAGUUGUAAUAAAAAGAAUAACCCAACUUCAAAUUGGGAUCUAGCGCAUCAUCUUUGCUCAUCCUGCAGAAUUUGGAAUUCAUAUUAUUAACUAUUAACACAUUUUUAAAUAAGUAAUCAAGCUAUAGGUCAAAAUUGGGUUUGGAAAAUGUUGAUUUAGGAAAAGCCUGAUUGGUUUAUCAGUAUCGAUUUAUUUGAUUAUUAUCUAUUGAUGCAUCACCAAGGAAAGAUUUAAAAGCUAUAGGUGGAUGUUACUUAUUUCUUUAUAGAAAUAACCUGAAGGAAGGAGAUCGGUCCUUGUUAUCGUUUGAUUUGAUCAUUUGACCUUCACUGUCGGUGCAAAUUGUUUUUGUUAAUCAUCUCUGCUGACAGGAUUGUAACCAGAAGAAAUGGAACCACCUUUACCUUCAUUUGACAUUCAUUGAGGCUUAAUUUCCGACCCUUAAAGUGCUGAUUCCUGGUAUUCUAAGUCUUUUAUUGCAUCGGUUUAUAUUCUGUUGUAUUUUAUUAUGUGUUGUCACGGAGCUGAGAUUAUUUUAUCGUGCCAUAUGGAUCCUUGUGCCUAUGGAAAUAUGAAUGUUUUCUUUUAAGAUAUAAGUGAUAAUAUCCUAUACCAGAUGAUCUGUUUGUACAAAGUUCUGUCUUCAGGUUAGGCGAUGUUCAUUCAGACGGACGUUGAAUUGCAUCAGUAUGUUUGUCUGCAGCACUUUAUCUACGAGGGGUGAGAGACAAGAGGUGUAUUCUUUUUAUUUUUUGAAACAAUUAAAAGCCCCAGAGCGGCCCUGGAUUACAAGUAAAAUGGUAUGAAAACCACUCUUCAAUCUCCAGUAGCUAAAUGUAUCAACUGUUUUGCCUUGUUAUCGCCUUCAAAAUCAACACAUUAAACGCAUCUGCAAAAUAA